AUGCUGAGCAGCACUUUAGAUUCUAACAGUUCAGGCCCGAGCCAUGGAGGGUCUGUCUUUUCAAAGACUGAACACAGCGUCGUGGCCGCUUACCUGAUUGUGGCAGGUAUAAUAAGCAUUCUCAGCAACAUAAUAGUUCUGAGCAUCUUCAUUAAGUACAAGGACCUGCGGACACCCACGAAUGCAGUGAUUAUUAACCUGGCUUUCACUGAUAUAGGGGUCAGUAGCAUUGGCUAUCCUAUGUCUGCUGCUUCAGAUCUGCAUGGAAGUUGGAAAUUUGGAUAUGCAGGCUGUCAGAUUUAUGCAGGACUGAACAUCUUUUUUGGAAUGGUGAGCAUUGGCUUACUCACAGUUGUAGCUGUGGAUCGGUACCUGACCAUCAGCUGUCCUGAUAUAGGAAGAAGAAUGACCACCAACACCUACCUGAGCAUGAUCCUGGGCGCCUGGGUCAACGGCCUGUUUUGGGCUUUGAUGCCCAUCGUGGGGUGGGCUAGUUAUGCCCCUGACCCUACGGGAGCUACCUGUACCAUCAACUGGCGGAAAAAUGAUAGCUCUUUUGUGUCGUACACCAUGAUGGUUAUUGUGGUGAAUUUCAUUGUGCCCUUGACAGUGAUGUUUUAUUGUUAUCAUCAUGUCACUCGAUCCAUGAGACUUUAUGCUGCUAGUAACUGCACUGCACAACUCAACAGACACUGGACAGAUCAGGCAGAGGUAACAAAGAUGUCUGUGAUAAUGAUACUGAUGUUUCUGCUGGCAUGGUCCCCUUAUUCCAUCGUGUGCUUAUGGGCUUGUUUUGGCGACCCAAAAAAGAUUCCUCCUUCAAUGGCCAUCAUAGCCCCGCUGUUUGCAAAAUCCUCUACAUUCUACAACCCCUGUAUUUAUGUGGCUGCAAAUAAGAAGUUUCGGAAAGCCAUUUUUGCCAUGUUUAAAUGCCGGCCUCACCAAGAAAUGCCCGAGACAAGUGCUGUACAAAUGGAUAUGCCUCAAAGCCCACUGACUCCCGCAAGAAUCUGA
Psammomys obesus (fat sand rat) is the source of this 1014-nucleotide messenger RNA. It is a transcript of the gene Rrh, whose product is annotated as retinal pigment epithelium-derived rhodopsin homolog. The transcript is spliced from 7 exons. Gene Ontology annotation, cellular component: photoreceptor outer segment; membrane. The record is from RefSeq and is a predicted model, not a curated record. Gene Ontology annotation, biological process: visual perception; G protein-coupled receptor signaling pathway. The coding region runs from base 1 to 1014 and encodes 337 amino acids. NCBI's taxonomy places the organism in Eukaryota, Metazoa, Chordata, Mammalia, Rodentia, Muridae. Gene Ontology annotation, molecular function: G protein-coupled receptor activity.